CGCCGGAUGGCCGGGUCGGAGGUCGCGCCGCUCCGCGUCUCCGCCUUUCCGGCGCCGGGCAAGCAGCACGGUGGCGCGCCGCCGAGGCUGGCGGGCCGCGCGCGCGACGUGCUCGUGUUCGCGGCCGGCGUGGCCGCGGCCGUGCUCGCGCUCCUGGGCUCGGCGUCGGUCCUCGGCGCGCCCGGGAGCAGGCUGGUGGCCUUCCCCGUCCCCGGGCCGGAGGACGGGCCGCGCACGUUCUACGAAGACCCGGAGCUCUCGUACGACGCCGUCGACGGCCGCCGCCUCACCGGGUGGGACGCCAAGCGCGCCGAGUGGCUGCGGUCGCGCGGGCUCGGCCGGCGGCCUGCACCGGAGCGCGUGGUGAUGGUGUCCGGGUCGCAGCCGGAGCCGUGCCCCGGCGACGCCGGCGACCACCUCAUGCUGCGGUUCCUCAAGAACAAGCUCGACUACUGCCGCCUCCACGGGAUCAAGCUCCUGUACAAUAGAGAUUUCCUGCAGCCAGCCAUGACGAGCUACUGGGCAAAGAUCCCCAUCGUGCGCGCCGCCAUGCUCGCCCACCCGGAGGCGGAGUGGGUGUGGUGGGUGGACUCCGACGCCGUCUUCACCGACAUGGACUUCUCCCUCCCGCUCGCCACCAAGUACGCCGGCCGCAACUUCGUCGCCUACGGCUGGCCCGACAAGAUCGAGAGGAAGUCAUGGCUGGGCAUCAACAAUGGCGUCUUCCUCCUCCGCAACUGCCAGUGGUCGCUCGAUUUGUUGGACGAGUGGGCGCGCAUGGGACCCGCCUUCCCGGAGCACGGCCAGUGGGCCAAGGUCGUCCUGAGCUCGCUCGCUGACAAGGGCAACAGCACAUGGUUCGACGACCAGUCGGCGCUCGUGUACCUGCUGCUCUACAACUGGGAGAGGCUGGGGAAGAAGGCCUUCAUCGAGACCGACUACUUUCUCAUGGCCUACUGGCUGGACGUCGUGGACCGGCUCGACGGGGUCACGGCGCGGUACGAGGCCGUCGAGCGUCGGAUGCCUUGGCUCCGGCGGAGGCACGCGGAGCGGGAGCACAUGCGGUACGCGGCGGCGCGGAACGCGGCGGUGAGCGGCGCCGUGCCGGGCCCGGCGGGCGGCGGGUACAAGGGGUGGCGGCGGCCGCUCAUCACGCACUUCGUGGGCUGCCAGCCCUGCAACGGCGAGCGGAACCCGAUGUACUCGAGAGAGAGCUGCGACGACGGGAUGCGACGCGCGCUGGGGUUCGCCGACGACCAGGUGCUCCGCGCGUACGGGUUCCGGCACGCCGCGCCGCUCAACGACAGCGUGCGCCCGCUGCCGUUCGACUACCCCGCGCGUAACAAUUGACGCGAAGGAAUUGGGCCAAUGUGGGCCUUAAUUGUAUCCUGUAUCUAGCUAUUAUCUGGAGUCCGGAGAUGAUGGGUGGGGGAUGCUAAUACUUGCAAGACUCUAAUGAUAAAAUUAAUUCUAACAAUCCUAGCAUCCAGGAAAGUGGUAAGGGCAUAUGCUUGGCUCAGCUCCCAGCCAGAGCACGAUGCCACAGGAUGCGGUGAGAGGGCCUGUUUGGUUCCCGGCUGCAGCUAGCCACGCCGUGCAU
Messenger RNA from Setaria italica (foxtail millet), 1600 nucleotides. Its product is annotated as probable glycosyltransferase 6. The transcript has a single exon. Gene Ontology annotation, cellular component: endosome; trans-Golgi network; membrane. Gene Ontology annotation, molecular function: galactosyltransferase activity. The record is from RefSeq and is a predicted model, not a curated record. Bases 7 to 1350 code for a protein of 447 amino acids. Lineage: Eukaryota; Viridiplantae; Streptophyta; Magnoliopsida; Poales; Poaceae.